Molecule: messenger RNA, 3444 nt
Organism: Alligator mississippiensis (American alligator)
Lineage: Eukaryota; Metazoa; Chordata; Crocodylia; Alligatoridae
Gene: PPP1R17
Product: protein phosphatase 1 regulatory subunit 17
Exons: 6
Coding region: 621-1313 (230 amino acids)
Biological process (GO): regulation of phosphatase activity
Molecular function (GO): protein phosphatase inhibitor activity
Source: RefSeq, a predicted model, not a curated record
UAUGGGGCUGCUCCUGGACCACUGUCCUGCCUUUUCCCAUUUUUGCAUCCUCUGCCCUGCUCUGUAUUUUAUCCAGCAGCAGCCUAGCUCUCCCUCUCCAUUCUCCUGCCUUAGUGAGACUUGAUAUCACUGCUCUCUCUCUGACUGUGUCUCCCUUUGCUAGAUUUUAAGACCCCCCCCCCCCCGGCAUUUAAUAUACAUUAAUAUGCUUGGCUCUUUUCCUUUAUCAUCCAGCGUGAGAGCAAUUUUUAACUUUAAAGAGUUGGUUUUGGUGAUUUUUCUGUAAUAUUGUUUUCCUUUUUUCUCAUAACUCCAAAAAAGCAUCACAUCAUCACAUCAAUCUGCUCACCGCACAGGCUAAAGGUUACUCCUUUCCUUUCCUACCUCCUCCCUCUGAACUCUUGAAACAAAGCAUUACCAUAGCAACGGCCACUGCUGCUCCCUAGAUAAGGCGUGCAGAAGCACAGAGCAGCAACAGCAGAGGAGAAAGUUCCUGCUCCAGCGAGCCCUGACUUCAUAUCACAACCAUCCCAGAUCCUUUCAGCUGGUGUGGCUUCAGUGAAAGCAGGAUUCGUCCCAAAGUGACUACACAUAAAAAGCUACAAGAGAAAACCUUUUCAAUGACGUCAACAGAAUAUGUGCAGCCACUUGAUAUCCCAGAAGACAGACUGGACAAGCGAGACUCGCACUGUAAUCAUUUAGAUGAUCUUUCAGAACAGCUUAUUAAGAGUUGUGACCUGAACAAGAAACCAAGAAAGGGUAAAGUCAUCCAGGCUUCCCAGAACAAUGAUUUGGAGCAGAAAAAGCCAAGGAGGAAAGACACACCUGCAUUACACACCCCACCACCUAUCCCAGCCAUCCUCUCAGACUUUUCAGACAAUUUGCUUCAAAGGUAUGAGAUCUCAGAGAAACUACAGAAGGAAAAAGGGACUCCACUCUCUCAGGUCACUGAUUUAGAACAGAAAAAACCCAGGAGAAAAGAUACACCUGCAAUACACAUCCCACCACUUGUAACAGACUUCAUGACAUAUUUCAUUAUGAGAGGGCUUUUAACACAGAAAGAAGGAAAACAAGUUGGUUUGACAGAACAACUUGGCAUGCUGAAGUGCAACAGCAGAAGAUUGAAUUCAGGUGAUUUUCUUGACCUCAAGUCAUGCUUUCCCUCAUCCUGUUUUUGGAAUAUAUUAAGUAACACACCAAGAAAGGUGGAUGUAAAACAUUUUUUUAGAAGCCAUUUGUUGGUUUUUACUGGAAAUGGACAGUUAAGCAAAAAUAAAACUCAUCCGUAUCCCCAUUCACAUUGGACCCAAUGACUGGUUUUAUCCAUUCCAUUUUAAGAAGGUUAUUUUUUAUUUUAUUUAUUGUAUUCUAUUUUGGUAUCACUGUAGUACAUAAAUGCCUCACCUGUUGUUGGGAUCAUAUUGUUCUAGGCACUAUUUAUAGACAUAGGAAGAGACAGUUUAUAUUCUGAGAAGUUUACAAUCUACAUAGAGAAGCCAGAAAAAGGACAAAACAUAGGAUACACAAGGAUCUCCAUUUUACAGGGUGCAUCUACAUGAGACACUACUGUGCAGUGGUUAGUGUGCAUAUAUUUAGUACUUAUGCAUAAGCAAGUACUAAAUAAAUGUGUAGUAACCAGAGUUACUAUGCAGUAGCACCAGCAAACAUCUUUUAAGUGACGCUACUGAGCAGUAGCCUAAUAAUACUACACAGUCACAGAUUAGCACUGCUCAUGUUGUGACACACUACUGCACAGUAUUGUUUGGCUACUGUGCAGUCAACGUCUGAUGUAGACAUGCCCACAGACACAUUAUGUGGUAGGCUAUAUAGCAAGUCCACAGCUGACAGAACACAGAUCUCUUAAAAACCCUAACUCUCAUGCCAUCCUUCUUCUUGUUGGCAUGUUAUAUAGGUAGGGCCCUACCAAAUUCAUGGCAGAAGCAGGCUGUGCUGCAGCUCCUUUAAUCUUGUAGGUUCCCCCAUGCAUACCCCACCCUCACUGAUUGGUGGAGGGACCCCACUUGCAGCUUGCUCCUGAUCAGCAGGGAAGGGCAAAUCAAUUUUAAACGUGGCAUCAUUUUUGCCUCCCUGCCAGUCAGCAGCAAGCAGCAGGAUUGCCAGGGCCCCUUGGCCAAUCAGUGUUGAGAGGCAAAAAAUGGCAUCAUAUUUAAACCACAGUUUUCACCUCCCCACUGAUCGGGAGCAAGCCACAAGCAGGGCCUGUCUACCAAUAAGCAGUGGAGGGGCACACAGGAUUAAAGAAGCUGCAGUGCAGCCCAAUUCUGCCAUGAAUUCAGUAGGGCCCUACAUAUUGGUACAAUAACAGCUGGUCAACAACCAGGACAACUGCCCAGGGCCUUACUAAGCUAACAUGCAAAUCCCAUUCAAAGUAUGGAUGAGCAGAGAAAGGGUCCAUGCUUAAGCCCCUGCCCAGGCCCCCAACUUCUGUAAAGCUGGUGCUGGAUACAAUAUUUUUAGUGAUAUACAUGAACGUGUUCAGCACUGAUCCUGGUGCAUCUUUUUUAUUUACAACUUGCUGACAUUAGGGCUGCAUGAUCACAUUCAAAUAGCCUGGGAGAAUUCUCCCAGGUUUGCUCUCCUGGUAGAGAAAGUUACCCAAGCUGCAUUUACAGACAUUUGAAUGCUGAGGCCCCAAGGAGUGGAGAGCUUGCAGUGCUGACAUUGUACAAAUGGGGGAUGGUGGGGUGGUGAUGGAGGAGGCUGCCCUGUGCACACAUUCAGCCUGUUCUGUAGACUCAUUUAAUCUGCCUGGUGACAAAUGGCAGCAGUGCAGAGGGCAGCUCUGAUUGGCUGACCCAGGCUGCUCAGGGUCACCUGGCAUUUCCCUGAAGCACAAUGCGGGGAUUGUGAAAAGGAUACGUUCUGUUCCCUACUGGAGCAGCAGAGUACAAUGAGAUUUUGCUUGAAUCUUGAACAGCAAAAUCUAAACCAAAUUAUAAUUUUAAAACACCCUACACAACCACAAUUACCAAUAUGUAGAGAGAUUAAAAUAUUAUUCAGAAGAGUAAGUAUAUUGCUUUACCUAACGUACUUUUUACAAACAGUUCAAAUUCCUAGAAUAAACAGCAGUGGGCUAGCUGCUUCAACAAUGCGCUAGUUCUGAGGAUGUACAAUUGUUGUUAUUAGAAUGUGUUCAUUUGACAUUUUUUAAACUGAAGUGCAAACUUAUAGAGGGUGAAUGAGAAGGAAGAAUGGAAAAAUAGAAGAAAGGAAUAGGGAAACCAUAAAUGAAGGACAGAAAGGAAGAGAAAAUGGCUCCAGUGUAAUUGCAGUGACAUAAAGCUAACUUUCUUAUUAGACAUAAUAUGGAAUCCUAGGGUUACACAGCAGCAUAAGAUACUGAAAAAGGGAUUUAUGAUCCAAAAGAUUUUGAGACUCACUUUGUUAAACUUUUUUCUUCUUUUGGUUCCCCCUUCUCUCUUC